Trichoderma asperellum CBS 433.97 is the source of this 919-nucleotide messenger RNA. RefSeq lists its product as uncharacterized. Lineage: Eukaryota; Fungi; Ascomycota; Sordariomycetes; Hypocreales; Hypocreaceae. The record is from RefSeq and is a predicted model, not a curated record.
AUGAAGGAAGCAUUCACCUACCCUGGGCCAAAGGUCGACGUUGUUGAUUCAUCAAUACCAACUCCGAGGGUCUAUCAGAUGAUUAUCAAGGUGGUUUACGACUUUUCAGGAGUUGUUCAUCAUGUCGGAAACAUGAAGCCGAAAUUAAAGUUGGCGAUCGAGUCCGUGUAUAAACAAACACUGGGCUUACGGGGAGGCUGGGCCGAAUAUGCCAUCGCAUACGAGAGCAUGGCAUUCUACUUAGCGGACCAUAUUUCAUUCGAAGAGCUCGCAACAAUACCACUGGCGGUUAUAGCGUCAUGCUUGGGAAUAGAUAAACCGCUGCCAUUUCUUAUUUACGGUGCCGCAUCUGCAGUGGGCGCCUACGCAUUGAAACUGGCAGUGGUGUCAAAUAUUCUUCCCGUUAUUACAGUUGCUGGCCGGGGACCAGACUUUUCUCGUGGCGAUAUCCUUAUUGACUAUCGCCAAGGAAAUGACACAGUGGUCGAAGCGAUAAAGGCAGCUCUGGGAGGCCAGAAAUUCGAAUUUCCUUUUGAUGCCACAGUGAUGAGAAAUAUGGCUGUUGUGUUGGAGGUUCCAGCCGAUGAGAUUUCAGAGGACAUUCCACGAAUCAUUACAGCCGUCGAGAUGACCCAAUGUGAGCUUGGUAAAGAAGCACUUCUCAAGUCUGAUUCUAAGAGUACAUGGCUAGGAAUACUUCAUUUUAUAGCUGUUAUGUUGAAAUCUACCAGAAGAGGGUUGAACGAAGGCUGGCUCAGCGCGCAUCCACACGAAGUUGUGCCCGGCGGACUAUACGGAUUAGAAAGCACGCUCCAGCGACUCAAGAGCGGAUCGGUCAAUGCAAGGAAGCUCGUGGUUCGAAUCUCGGAUACCACCGGCGUGGAGCAAUGAACUUGAUAGUUUGAUGGUUAGCAUUUAC